Molecule: messenger RNA, 270 nt
Organism: Spirometra erinaceieuropaei
Lineage: Eukaryota; Metazoa; Platyhelminthes; Cestoda; Diphyllobothriidea; Diphyllobothriidae
Source: the annotation of a GenBank genome assembly
AUGGUGCGUCAGCUCCACGACGGCAUGAUGGAGCGGGUCAUGGACAACGGAGCUGUCUCAGAGGCAUUCGCAGUGACCAAUCGUGUGAAGCAGGAAUGCGUUCUGGCGCCCACCCUCUUCACUCUUAUGUUCUCUGCCAUGCUGAUGAACGCUUACCGUGACGAAUGUCCCGAGAUCCGCAUCGCCUAUAGAACGGAAGGCCACCUUCUCAAUCAACGGCGGCAAAACUUCUCGUCUGAGGCAGAUGACGUAUCAUCGGAGAGUUUAUAA